AUGACGGUGCUCUGGGGGACGACGAGCACGCAGGCGGAGAAGAAGGAGCUCAUGAGCGCGUUCAUCGGAAGCGCGGCGGUGGAGACGAUGCUGAGCCUCGAUAACUUGGUGGUGUUUCAUCAAAUUUUCGGCACGUUCAAGGUGCCGCCGAGUCGAAGGCCGGGAAUUCUGGUCGCCGGUUUGCCCAUCAUGCUCGUCGUGCGCGUGACGCUGUUUUUGAGCUUUCACGGCGUGUACACGUACGUGCGCGUGCUCUUCGUGCUCAUCGGCGUGUUCAUAAUUUAUCAAGGCGUGUGCGUGGCGUACUUCUCGGAAGACGACGACGAUAACGAUGAUUUGAGUUCAAAUUGGAUAGUCAAGGGGGUGCGGGGGUGCUUCGGGAAUAGGAUGUCGACGAAAUACGAAGGGAGCGCGUUUUACGUGCGUACGCCGGAUGGGGCGUUGCAGUUUACGCCGCUCAUCUUGGUCAUGGUCUUCAUCGAGGCGUCGGAUUUGAUGUUUUGCAUCGACGGCGUGUCUACCAUUUACGUCGUCGGUCACACGGACUUGCUCGCGGUCGUCUGCGGCGAUUGUUGCGCCGUGCUCCUGGUGCGCGCGUUGUACCCGCAGUUGCAAGGCACGGUGGAGAUUUUCCCGGAUUUGAACUACGCCGUCGCCGCGACCUUGGUCGCGGUCGGCGUCGACAUGAUUCUCACCGCGUCCAAGCGAGAGCUCCCCGUGUUCGUGCUCGUGUGUUUCAUGGUGGCUGUGUUCAUCGCCGGCGUCGUCUCUUCGUUGGUUCGCGGGUUGAUAUCCAAGACGUGCGCCGACCGCAAACCGGCGACGCACGACGUCUAA
Ostreococcus lucimarinus CCE9901 is the source of this 837-nucleotide messenger RNA. RefSeq lists its product with no specific name. The transcript has a single exon. The coding region runs from base 1 to 837 and encodes 278 amino acids. NCBI's taxonomy places the organism in Eukaryota, Viridiplantae, Chlorophyta, Mamiellophyceae, Mamiellales, Bathycoccaceae. The record is from RefSeq and is a predicted model, not a curated record. Gene Ontology annotation, cellular component: membrane.